CACCUGCCAGUGAGCAACAGUCACAGGCUGUUAACCUCAAGAUCUGGAAGUGUUUCUGAGUCAACGAAGCUUCACAAACUCUUUCGUUGUCUGCUGUUGUCAAAGUUCAGGUACAUAAAGAGGAAUUUAGGUUCGUCUUAGUGAUUUUAAGAUUCACACUUUAAGUGAGCUCAAGCACUGUAUCCUGGCACUGGCCAUAAGGCACCUGCCAGACAAUGACCCUGCAACCAUUAACUCCAGUGAACUGUGCAAGCCUUCUACAGCCCGGCUGUUCUCUGCUUCAUCUGGAUGGUGAAGUUCUCCUGUUUGGCCAGAAAGGGUGGCCCAAGCGCUCAUGUCCAACAGGGGUGUUUGGGGUUCGGUUUAAACGUGGUGAGAUGAAGUUGAGACCCAUCACUUUCUCCAAUGACUCAUGUUACCUUCCUCCAUUACGUUGUCCAGCUGUUUGCCGCCUUGAUCCCUAUGAUGGGCUUCCAGAGAGUUAUCUCAUCCAUGGUGGCCGCACCCCAAACAAUGAGAUUUCAUCAACCCUGUAUCUGCUGACCACGGAUAGCCGUGGCUGCAAUCGUAAACUAACUUUGUGCUGUAAAGAGAAAGAACUGGUGGGGGAUAUGCCUGGGGCCAGAUAUGGCCACACAAUGAGCAUGGUUCAAAGCCAUGGAAAGACAGCUUGUGUCUUGUUUGGGGGAAGAUCCUGCAUGCCUGCAGGACAGCGGACCACAGAGACCUGGAACAGUGUCGUCGACUGUGCUCCUCAGGUGUUCCUGUUUGAUUUAGAGUUUGGUUGCUCCUCUGCACACACUUUGCCUGAGCUCAAUGACGGACAGUCUUUCCAUUUGGCCCUUGCCAGAGAAGACUGUGUCUACUUCCUUGGGGGUCACUCACUGACCUCUGACUCCCGCCCUCCUCGACUAUUUCGCCUGCGCGUUGAGCUUCUGCAAGGCAGUCCCUUGCUUUCUUGUGAGACUCUAGACACUGGUAUAUCUAUCUCUAGUGCUAUAAUCACCCGUACGGGUCCUACACACAAAUAUAUCAUCUUAGGUGGGUAUAAGUCAGAUUCUCAGAAGAGGAUGGAGUGCAGCACAGUGGUACUUGAUGAGAAAGGGAUCCACUUUGAGCACUUGGAGCCACCUAAUUGGAUCCCGGAUAUAGUCCAUAGUCGCACUUGGUUUGGUGGCAGUGCUGGGGAGGGAAGUGUCUUACUUGGUGUACCUACGGAGGGAAGACCAUCCCAACCAGAUAUGCAUUACUUCUAUAAGGUGAGCUUCCAGACAGAGGGAGAAGGCAAAGAGGAAGAAGGAAUACAGAGUUGCAGCCAGGAGUCAACAGAUUAUGAUGACUCCACUCCUCUUGAAGACUCUGAGGAGCUCUACUUUGGUCGUGAGCCACAUGAGCUGGAGGACAGCAGUGACGGAGAAGGGGAUACUUACAAUGAGGAGGAUGAGGAGGAUGAGUCACAAACAGGUUACUGGGUCAAAUGCUGCUUGGGCUGUCAGGUAGACCCCAACACAUGGGAGCCAUACUACUCCACUGAGCUCCAUCGGCCAGCCAUGAUCUACUGCUCCAGAGGGGAGGAAGGACACUGGGUCCAUGCCCAGUGCAUGGAGCUCUCUGAGACCCUGCUGCUCAGGCUCUCUCAGGGCAACAAAAAGUACUUCUGCCUGGACCAUGGCGGCCUGCCCUACCAGGAGAUGACUCCUCCUCGACAGAUCAUGCCUCUGAAGCGUACCCCGAUGAAAGUUAAGGACAGAAAAACUCUUACAUUCAAGAUGUCUCCCGCCAAAAAAAGCUUUUUCAGAAGGCUUUUUGAAUGAAUCAGAUUUAAUUACGAUGCAUGUAGAUGGUCACUGUCAAGAAUUAUACGUUUAUUGAAGAAUUGUCUUGUUUACGUUCAGUGAAUGAACGAUGUGAAAAAUGCCUAAUAUGCUGAUCUGUAUUCAAUGUGAAAUAUUUUGUGAGGACAAAAAAAUAAAAUAAAAUUGCAUUCUAUUAUUCCAUGCCCGACACAAAUGACAUUUUAGCAUGUAUGAGUACAGUGUCUCUAGUAUGUGUUCUUUUCAGCUGUAUAACAAUGCCAAUUGUAAUUUUGUAAUCUAUUAAUCCAGUUUUUGCCUCCUAAUGCUAUCUUCCAUGGUCAAAUGGAGCUCAAUUCUUUUUGCAAUUAUUCCUACUAUUAGAAUGAUUAUUGAAUGAAAAAAUGGAAAGGCUGUUAAGUUACCAGUUGCCUAACAGAACUCUUCAACCUUGACCACAACCUGGAUGACUGAGAAUCUUCAUAGACUGUUAAGAAUGCUACACAUACUGAGGAAAUGUCUUGUUUAUAUUCAGUGAAUAAAUUGAUGUUAAAAAAAAAUGCUAUACUGAUUUGUACUCAACUCAGCACAGUGAAAUUAACAAUAAACAGUCUGCUUCAAAUUCAGUUUAUUUCUGUCUUA
Scatophagus argus is the source of this 2435-nucleotide messenger RNA. It is a transcript of the gene rag2, whose product is annotated as recombination activating gene 2. Gene Ontology annotation, biological process: V(D)J recombination. The transcript is spliced from 2 exons. Gene Ontology annotation, molecular function: protein binding; sequence-specific DNA binding. The record is from RefSeq and is a predicted model, not a curated record. Lineage: Eukaryota; Metazoa; Chordata; Actinopteri; Scatophagidae. Bases 216 to 1814 code for a protein of 532 amino acids. Gene Ontology annotation, cellular component: DNA recombinase complex; nucleus.